Meira miltonrushii is the source of this 1800-nucleotide messenger RNA. RefSeq names its product putative methylmalonate-semialdehyde dehydrogenase mitochondrial precursor. The record is from RefSeq and is a predicted model, not a curated record. The transcript has a single exon. The coding region runs from base 50 to 1699 and encodes 549 amino acids. Gene Ontology annotation, cellular component: mitochondrion. Lineage: Eukaryota; Fungi; Basidiomycota; Exobasidiomycetes; Exobasidiales; Brachybasidiaceae. Gene Ontology annotation, molecular function: malonate-semialdehyde dehydrogenase (acetylating, [NAD(P)+]) activity; methylmalonate-semialdehyde dehydrogenase (acylating, NAD+) activity. Gene Ontology annotation, biological process: L-valine catabolic process; thymine catabolic process.
AUGGAGAAAUACUCUUCUUCCUUGCAACGAUCACUCUCUUUUACAAAAGAUGUUGUCUCUAUCUUUACGUGCUGCAAGUCGCACAUCAAUCGUACAAAACGGAAGACGAUCAAUCCAUACUACCGCUCUUCGUUCAUCUUCGCUCGGUCAAACGGCAAGUGCGAGAGCAAAAGAUGUGGAAAGUAAAUGGCGUGGAACGAAAACCCUAGGUGGAAAGACUAGCAAUUACGUUGACGGUCAAUUUGUUGAAUCAAAGACGAACAAAUGGAUCGAUUUACCUGAUCCUGCCACCCAAACAGUACUAACACAAGUACCUCAAUCAACUUCGGCUGAAUUUGAAGAGGCAGUCUCUUCUUCUGAAAAAGCAUUCCCUGCUUGGCGUGAAACGAGUCUGCUAGGACGUCAAGCUGUCAUGUUAAAGCUACAAGCAUUAAUUCGUCAUCAUAUGGACGAUAUUGCAAACAGUAUCACUUUGGAACAAGGCAAAACAUUCCCAGAUGCAAAAGGUGACGUUUUACGUGGUUUGCAAGUUGUUGAAACCGCAUGCGGAAUCACUUCAACAAUGAUGGAAGAACGUAUGGAAGUAUCAAAAGAGAUGGACACUUAUGUACGCAAAGAACCUCUUGGUGUGACGGCAAGUAUUGCACCUUUCAAUUUUCCUGCAAUGAUUCCACUUUGGACAAUUCCAAUGGCUACCGUUACCGGUAACACUUUGAUCCUCAAACCUUCAGAACGUGAUCCAGGAGCAUCCAUGAUUAUUGCUGAGCUAUGUGAACGUGCCGGAAUGCCAAAAGGUGUGGUGAAUGUCGUGAAUGGUGCAGUGGACACAGUGAAUGCAAUUUGUGAUGAUCCAAGAAUCAAAGCGAUCACUUUUGUCGGUUCGGAUAAAGCCGGUUCACAUAUUUAUCACAGAGGUACGGCAAAUGGUAAACGUGUGAUCGCAAACCUUGGUGCAAAGAAUCAUGCAAUUUUGAUGCCUGAUGCAAAUCGUGAAAAUGCUUUGAAUAGCAUCGCUGGUGCCGCUUUUGGUGCGGCAGGUCAACGUUGUAUGGCUUUGAGCGUGGUUGUAGCCGUUGGUGAAACUGAUAAAUGGAUCGAUGAUCUCGUUCAACGUGCAAAAGGUCUUAAGGUUUCCAGUGGAUUUGAAGAGGGAGCUGAUUUGGGACCUCUGAUCUCGCCUGCAGCCCGUGAACGUGUGAUCGCAUUGACCGGAAGUGUGGAACAAGAAGGCGGAAAGAUUCUACUUGAUGGACGUGAAUUCAAGAGUGCCGAUUUCCCAAAUGGUAACUUUGUUGGACCUUCAAUCGUUGAAGCCGGUCCGGGAAUGCAAGCUUACGAACAAGAAAUCUUUGGUCCAACACUCGUUGUGGUGAAAGUAAAGACUUUGGAAGAUGCAAUCGAAUUGAUCAAUGCAAACAAAUACGGUAAUGGAUCUGCAAUCUUUACCACAAACGGAGCAACAGCACGUAAAUUCGAAAAGGAUAUCAAUGUCGGUCAAAUUGGUGUAAAUGUACCCGUUCCUGUCCCAUUGCCAAUGUUCUCUUGGUCAGGUAACAAAGGAAGUGUUUUGGGAGAACACGGUUUCUACGGUCGUCAUGCAUUGAGCUUCUACACACAAAACAAAACCAUUACCAGUCUAUGGAAGAGUGAAGAUGCAACGAAUUCCAGAGCAUCGGUUAAUAUGCCUACGAUGAGCUAAAUCUAGCAAGCGGAAAUGCAAUCAAUGGAAAUGAAAUCAUGUAUAUAGUAUCAAAUGCUGUGUGAAUAAGGAUACAAAAAUUUUAUGCUUUUCUUGACUUU